This is a messenger RNA of Bufo gargarizans (Asiatic toad), 1723 nucleotides long. RefSeq names its product phosphogluconate dehydrogenase (gene PGD). Gene Ontology annotation, molecular function: phosphogluconate dehydrogenase (decarboxylating) activity; NADP binding. Lineage: Eukaryota; Metazoa; Chordata; Amphibia; Anura; Bufonidae. Gene Ontology annotation, cellular component: cytosol. Bases 136 to 1584 code for a protein of 482 amino acids. The record is from RefSeq and is a predicted model, not a curated record. Gene Ontology annotation, biological process: pentose-phosphate shunt; pentose-phosphate shunt, oxidative branch. The transcript has 13 exons.
GGGGACAGGGCGUGACGUCAGGUGGCUUCAGAGACAACUUAGGCUGAAGUCCGUGUUUCUGUCACACACACACAGCAGUGAGAGGACAGAGCAGCGCUACAUCCGGGGACCACUGACAUCACCUGAGCUGUCACCAUGGCGGAAGCUGAUAUCGCCCUCAUUGGAUUGGCUGUGAUGGGCCAGAACCUGAUCCUGAACAUGAACGAUCAUGGCUAUGUGGUUUGUGCAUUUAACCGCACCGUUUCAAAGGUUGACGAGUUCCUGGCUAAUGAAGCUAAAGGCACCAAGGUGAUUGGGGCUCAUUCUUUAAAAGAAAUGGUUUGCAAGCUGAAGAAACCUCGGAGGAUUAUGAUGCUGGUGAAGGCUGGAAAAGCAGUAGACGACUUCAUCAAUAGUCUGGUUCCUUUGCUUUCACCUGGUGACAUCAUCAUUGAUGGUGGCAAUUCAGAGUACAGUGACAGCACAAGGCGCUGUAAGGAGCUAAAAGCCAAGGGCAUCCGGUUUGUUGGUAGUGGUGUUAGUGGAGGAGAGGACGGGGCCAGAUAUGGACCAUCUCUGAUGCCUGGAGGAGACAGUGAGGCUUGGCCUUACAUUAAAGACAUUUUCCAGGGCAUUGCAGCCAAGGUUGGGAAGGAGCCAUGCUGUGACUGGGUGGGCGAAGAAGGCUCGGGCCAUUUUGUGAAAAUGGUUCACAAUGGAAUUGAGUAUGGUGACAUGCAGCUGAUCUGCGAAGCUUACCAUCUGAUGAAGGACAUCCUCGGGAUGGAGCAGGAUGAGAUGGCGAAGACGUUUGAAGAAUGGAACAAGACUGAGCUGGACUCCUUCUUGAUUGAAAUUACGGCUGACAUUCUUAAAUUCAAGGACAACGAUGGAAAGCACCUGCUCCCAAAGAUUCAGGACACCGCUGGGCAGAAAGGCACCGGAAAGUGGACAGCAAUCUCUGCUCUAGAUUUUGGAGUCCCAGUUACUCUCAUUGGUGAAGCAGUGUUUGCACGUUGCCUGUCGUCUUUGAAGAGCGAAAGGGUUGUGGCAAGCAAGCAGCUUCAAGGACCAAAACAGGUCCCAUUUAAAGGAGAUAAGAAGUCAUUCCUCGACGACAUUUGUAAAGCUUUAUAUGCAUCUAAGAUAAUUUCUUAUGCACAAGGAUUUAUUCUGUUCCGUCAAGCAGCAAAGGACUUUGGAUGGAAGUUAAAUUAUGGUGGAAUUGCAAUGAUGUGGAGGGGCGGUUGCAUCAUUCGCAGUGUGUUCUUGGGCAAAAUCACAGAAGCCUUUGACAGAAAUCCAGAUCUUCAAAACCUUUUGCUGGAUGAUUUCUUCAAAAAGGAGAUGCAUAGCUGUCAGGAGUCCUGGCGCCGGGUGGUGAGCUGUGGGGUGCAGCAUGGUAUCCCCAUGCCAUGCUUCACCACAGCAUUGUCAUUCUAUGAUGGCUACAGGCAUGAAAUGCUACCAGCAAACCUGAUCCAGGCUCAGAGAGAUUACUUUGGGGCUCACACCUACGAGCUUCUGUCCAACCCUGGACAUUAUGUUCACACUAACUGGACCGGUCAUGGGGGCAACGUGUCUUCCUCUUCUUACAAUGUUUGACAUGUACUUCUCCAUCUAGAGGAGUAGAGAUUGACCCGAUCUCGACCCAUCGUAAUCUCUGUCCUCAUGUGUUGUCCAUAUCAGAAUUUUUCUUUUUCUAACCUGUUUAGUGUGAGAAUAAAUGUUUUUAUAUGGUGGA